AGGAAGGAAGGAAGGAAAAAGAAAGAAAGAAAGAAAGAAAGAAAGAAAGAAAUGUCGGAGAUCAGAGAAGCGACUUCCUGGAGCUCCCAUGUGGACCGGCAGGAACCAGGACCCCUGCAAAUAAAGGAGGAAAAGGAAGAAUUAAACAUAGAAGCAGAAACUGAUGUUACCUUUGCUGUUGGCACUGUAAAGAGCGAAGAAGACGAAGAUGAUGAUGCUGAUGAGGAAGAUGAGGAAGAUGAUGCUGAUGAGGAAGAUGAGAAACCUCAGUCACCUCAGUCUUCGGAGCUCCAUGAAAUCAAAACUGAAGCCAUCAGAGAGGCAGAAUCUCCAACCGGCAGCUCAGCUGAACAGAUGAAGACAGAAACUGACGGAGAGGACCUUGGGGGUCCAGAGCAAGCUAAAAACCCAGACACAAGUUGUAACUUUGAGAAAAAUGCCAAUGAAGAGGCUUCAGACUCUUCUGAAACAGAAGUCAGUGAUGAUGAUUAUUGGCAGAAAUCUUCAGAUUCUGAAAUUGAAACCAAAGACCAGAAGAUGACCAGAGCACCUAAAUCAGCUGGAAAGAGUGAUCCGCGGUGUAACACUGCCAAAAUGUCUUUCAGCUGCUCCGAAUGUGGAAAACGGUUUCUAUACAAGCAGUGUCUUCAGAGACACAUAAAGAGUUAUUUAGGGAAAAAUCCUCCCAGCUGUUUGGUUAAAAAGAAAUCUCUUAAAGUUAAGCAAAAAAAAGACUCGGAGAACACCCUUGCUACGGGAAACAAAGUAUUUAGCUGUAGAGUUUGUGGGAAAAGUUUUAGCCUGAAGGGAAAUCUGAAGGUGCACUUCAUGGUCCACACCGGAGAGAAACCUUUCAGCUGUGACCAUUGUGGUAAAAGAUUUAACCGAAAAAUGAUCCUUCAGGCCCACGUACGAGUCCACACAGGAGAAAAGCCGUUUGACUGCAGCGUUUGUGGUAAAGGAUUUACGUGUCAGGGAAGCCUGAGGAGACACGUGAUCAUUCACACUGGAGAAAAACCAUUUAGUUGUGGUGUUUGCGGUAAACAAUUCAACCAGAAAACAAUCCUCAAGAAGCAUAUGAAAGUCCACACAUCAAAUAAACCGUUUCGCUGUAGCUACUGCGGUAAAAUGUUUAAACAUCAGCAGUCUCUUCAGAGACACAUGAGAGGAGAAAGGUCUUCUAGUUGUUUUAUGAACAGGAAAUGCUUAAGCGGGACAGAAAAAGUCGAUUCAGAGUCAACAGACGUUGAAGGAGAGACGCGAUUCAGCUGCGACGACUGUGGUAGAAGGUUCAACCAGAAGACAAACCUCCAGAAACACUUAAGUGUCCACUCAAGACUGAAAUCAUUUGGUUGUGACAUUUGCGGUAAAAUAUUUACUCAAAGAGGAACUCUAAAGAGACACAUACGAGUUCACACAGAAGAGAAACUGUUCAGCUGUGAUUUUUGUACAAAAACAUUUCGCCAAAAAUCUAAUUUCAACAAACAUUUAAGCGUCCACGGAGCAAAUGGCCCCACAGGCGUUUCAUAAGUGUAAAAACUGUAAGAAAAUGUUCAAGUUUAAGAAAAAUCUGAGGAGACACGAAAGACUUCACAGAGGAGAAAAGGCACUUGGUUGUGGUGUUUGAGGUAAAAGUUUCUUACGAGCGGGGACUCUAAAGCUAUACGGGACUCAGUUGUCAGUUGUGGGACAAACUGAGGUUUGCAUUGCAAAACUCUGCUCACACUUCUGUACUGGGGGCAAGCCAGUACCUGUACUUUCCUCUUCAUUGACUUCAACAUGUGCAGAAUGAGAUUUUGUUUUGUCUCGAUAACUUGUGUGGGUGGAAAAGAUGUGCUCUAGAACAGU
Molecule: messenger RNA, 1848 nt
Organism: Cololabis saira (Pacific saury)
Lineage: Eukaryota; Metazoa; Chordata; Actinopteri; Beloniformes; Belonidae
Product: gastrula zinc finger protein XlCGF57.1-like
Exons: 3
Biological process (GO): regulation of transcription by RNA polymerase II
Cellular component (GO): nucleus
Molecular function (GO): RNA polymerase II cis-regulatory region sequence-specific DNA binding; DNA-binding transcription factor activity, RNA polymerase II-specific
Source: RefSeq, a predicted model, not a curated record